GGCCGUCAGACGGCUGGCUCGUUUCACAAGGCUCCACGCUGCUUAUCUGCCCCGCAGGAUAUCAUAUCUGGCGUCUGCUUUUAACGUUAAAUAGUCAUGAAGUUGGAGACGUCGUAAAGGAGAAGGUUUGAAGCUGCGUGUGGGUGUGAACAGCCAUUGUUAGACAUCUCAAAGAGAAGCACGGCUGAGGUGUUACACACUGGACAGCUGUCAUGAAGAAAAUGGACACCAAAACCACAGGCAGCUGGACUCUAAACGGCAGUCCUGCCUCCUCCGUGAAGAACUCCUGCCACCCAAAUCUAAAGAUGUUCCUUGCAGCCUUGUCCUUUGCCUACUUUGCCAAGGCGUUAUCUGGCAGCUACAUGAAGAGCACAAUAACACAAUUGGAAAGGAGAUUUGACAUCCCCAGCUAUCUGAUCGGCAUCAUAGACGGGAGCUUCGAAAUAGGGAAUUUGCUUGUGAUUGCCUUUGUGAGUUAUUUUGGUGCCAAGCUCCACCGACCCAAGAUCAUAGCAAUCGGGUGUCUCUUGAUGUCUUUCGGGACCUUCUUGAUCGCCAUGCCUCAUUUCAUCAUCGGCCGCUAUAAGAUCGAAACAUCAAUUAGACCGUCAGUGAAUUCAACCAAUAACUUCUCUCCAUGUCCAGCAAGCUCACUUGACUCCUCCAGGGCAGGUGACAGACCCUCUAUACUGCCUUCUAGAGGUUGUGAACGAGAGUCCAGUGUUUCCAUGUGGAUUUAUGUCUUACUGGGCAAUAUCCUACGUGGGAUUGGAGAGACCCCAGUGCAGCCUUUGGGAAUCUCUUAUAUAGAUGAUUAUGCUCAAUCUGAGAACGCUGCACUCUAUAUUGGUUGUGUUCAAACCAUAUCAAUUAUCGGUCCUGUCUUUGGGUACUUGUUGGGGUCACUGUGUGCCAAGAUCUACGUUGACAUUGGCUAUGUGGACAUGGAGACGGUCACCAUCACCCCUGCUGACGCCCGCUGGGUGGGCGCGUGGUGGUUGGGCUACCUCAUCGCCGGCGCCAUCACGCUCAUGUCCGCCGUUCCUUUCUGGUUCCUGCCGAAAUCGCUGCCGGUGCCAGUAGAAAAGCAUGACUCCAGCUGCACACCGGAGCAAACUCGGUUCAUCACCGACUCCCCCAACCUGGAACACAAGUUCCGACAGGAGGAGCCAGCUAAUCUGCAUCUGAUGGCCAAUGAAUUUGUGCCGACACUGAAAAGUCUCCUCGGAAAUCCCGUGUUCACCAUCUACCUGUGUGUGACCAUCAUCCAGUUCAACUCCCUCAUCGGUAUGGUCACCUACAAACCCAAAUACAUAGAGCAACACUACGGCCAGUCAGCGUCCAAAGCCAAUUUCCUGAUGGGCAUGAUCAACAUCCCGGCCGUGGCCUUUGGGAUGUUCUCUGGAGGGGUGGUUAUGAAGAAGUACAAACUGGGUAUCAUGGGAGCGGCGAAAUUUGCCUUUGGGACCUCCCUGCUGGGGUACUUCCUGUCACUCCUCUUCUUCGUUCUGGGCUGUGAGAACUCGAAGGUGGCCGGCAUCACCGUCUCAUACACAGGAGCGGGUGGCCUGUCUUAUCAGGAGGGAUCUCUCUUCUCUGACUGUAACUCUGGCUGCCUGUGCUCGAGGAGAGAGUGGGAUCCGGUGUGCGGGGAGAACGGGAUCACCUACGUGUCUCCCUGCUUAGCUGGAUGCACCUUUUCUACGGGCUCUGGCAGGAACACGGUGUUUGACAGUUGCAGGUGUGUCGCGGUGGCUAACACCCAGCCGGGCAAUCUGACGGCCACUCUGGGACAGUGUCCGCGCAGGGACAGCUGCGAUAAAGUCUUUCCCUACUUCCUGGCUCUGUCGGUCCUCAGCUCCUUCAUCAUCUCCCUUGGUGGAACGCCCGGUUUCAUGCUACUAGUGAGGUGCAUUAAGCCGGAGCUAAAAUCCCUCGCCCUCGGAAUCCAUACGCUGGCCACUCGUACGCUUGCAGGAAUCCCCGCACCCAUUUACUUUGGAGCCAUUAUUGACACCACCUGCCUGAAAUGGGGAUACAAGAUGUGUGGAGGAAGAGGAGCCUGCAGGAUAUAUAACACCUCCUCCUAUAGGAUCGUGUACCUGGGCUUGACACUGGGCUUGAGGACAGUCUCUUUCUUCUUUUGUAUUUUGGGAUUCUCUGUGCUGAAAAGACAUAUUAAGAUGGAGGAGAAGAACGCGCUGACCAAUGGGAACACCGAGCUGGAGCUGCUGAGGAAAGAGGAGAACAGCUCCAUACACUGCGAGCAAUUCAUACUGGCCUUGGACUGCAACCAUGACAGAGAGACUCGAUUGUGAGGCUCCGCACAGCCGGAGAGGAACCUCGGAUGUCCUGAGGAUCACACGCUGUGGACACUUUUCAUAGCACACAGAGUAUAUAUUUGUACAUGCUUUGUGUAGACAUACAACAUCUGAACAAGAUCGUUUUAUAAGGAAAUAUGCCUUUUCUGGGUUGUAAAAGUGUUUGUGUUUUUCAUUAACAGAGAUGACUUUUGUAGAGAUAAAAAAAAAAAAGAAUGUAGCCGUU
Molecule: messenger RNA, 2547 nt
Organism: Salarias fasciatus (jewelled blenny)
Lineage: Eukaryota; Metazoa; Chordata; Actinopteri; Blenniiformes; Blenniidae
Product: solute carrier organic anion transporter family member 1C1-like
Exons: 15
Coding region: 213-2318 (701 amino acids)
Biological process (GO): transmembrane transport; sodium-independent organic anion transport
Cellular component (GO): basolateral plasma membrane
Molecular function (GO): protein binding
Source: RefSeq, a predicted model, not a curated record